AUGGGUCUCGGUAUGGAUAAAUGCUGCUGCCUCAUUCCUUUGCGACUCGGCACCUUUAUUAUCGCCCUCUGGUUCUUUGUCGUCUAUUUGUUCGAUGCUGUCACAGGCUUCAUGGGCAGUAAUGCUGUCACGAUAUACUCUGGACAAGCAGCCAAAGCGUGGUAUUACAUUGGAUUACUGUUGACAGUGAUCAUUUGUGUGGGUGGCCUUUUUGGUAUCCUUGGAUCCAUGUUUGCAUCACGCAAAUUUGCCAAAGCUUUCAGUAUUGUGGCAUGGGUGAACUGCGUCCUUUCCAUCAUCAAAUACCUUAUUUCCCUCAUCAUCAUGUGCGUUUAUCGAGACGACCUUGUCAACUCUUGCCGUCGAUCUGGUUUUGUUGGAUUCGACAACAGCGAAGUACCAUUGUCGCAAGCGGUACUUACCGACAACUCGUACUACACACCUGUACAAUAUCCGGGAACACUCAAUGCACAUGCUACAUCCACAGAACAAUGCCAAUCCAUGGUCCAAACGUUCUUGAUUUGCUUUGGUGUUAUUAUCUUUGUGGUUGAAGUGAUUCAGAUUUACUUUGCAAAGGUGGUCACCAAUUACGCUUCUCGUCUACGAAACGGUGCACGCCAUCAUCGAUUGCACGAUCAACAAAUCAAGGACUUUGAAGAGUCUCGAUAUCACAUGUCCACAGUCUACUAG
Messenger RNA from Lichtheimia ornata, 690 nucleotides. RefSeq lists its product as uncharacterized. Lineage: Eukaryota; Fungi; Mucoromycota; Mucoromycetes; Mucorales; Lichtheimiaceae. The transcript has 5 exons. The coding region runs from base 1 to 690 and encodes 229 amino acids. The record is from RefSeq and is a predicted model, not a curated record.